This is a messenger RNA of Phalaenopsis equestris, 2748 nucleotides long. RefSeq names its product serine/threonine-protein kinase D6PK-like. The coding region runs from base 733 to 2538 and encodes 601 amino acids. The transcript has 4 exons. Lineage: Eukaryota; Viridiplantae; Streptophyta; Magnoliopsida; Asparagales; Orchidaceae. The record is from RefSeq and is a predicted model, not a curated record. Gene Ontology annotation, cellular component: nucleus; cytoplasm; plasma membrane. Gene Ontology annotation, biological process: protein phosphorylation. Gene Ontology annotation, molecular function: protein serine/threonine kinase activity; ATP binding.
AAGCGGCAGUGAAGUGGGAGGGAAAUGAGAGUAAAAAUGGGCUCAAGUACCCAGCCGCAGCUGUGGCUUUGGAUUCAUUGUGUUGGAGAGCGGAAAAAAUGGGGUAAUUGAAAGAGAAAAGCUGUCUUAGCUUUGACCCUCGUCUUUACAUAAACAAAACCUGUAAUCAAAUCUAACGCACACCCGGCCCCAUUAAAGACUUGCCUUUUAUUUCUCUUCAUUUGCUUGUGCCCUUUGCGUUUCUCUUCUACCAUCCCUUUCGCCAUCUCUUUUCUGGAUGCCGGAGGAAGUUCAGAGCGGGGGAAGGGUUAUGGAGCUCUAAAGUUGCGAACUUUUUUAUGAAGGAAAGAUCCUACUUUGCAUUGAAUGCCGGGAACCUUUACAGUAGUUUGUUAUGGCCUAAUCGUCGCUCUGCUAAAGUUGCUUCUACCUUCUUCUCCAUGGUCUCAUUUUACAAGUUUUAACCCUAGCACCAUGACCAGAGGGUGCUUUAGCUUAUGUUUUGUUCUUUAGAGUUUCAAGAACUAACGUAAGAGAUGUUUGUCUUUGCACAGUGAUUCUACAGCUUGAAUGUGAUUGCAGAUAAUUCUAUGAGGCGAGGACAUAAGAUUAGCGGAGAAAGUUGUAAUAUAAACUUUUGCUGAUGGGUUGGAAAGUUGUUUUGUUCAUUUGAACCCAUGGAACGUAUUGGCUGCACAAGUUUCAUUGGUAUAUAAAGUUCUAUCCUAAUUGAUGGCUUCAAUGGCUAUCACUCAUCCGAUUCCAGAGCAGCAACUGAGAACAGCUAAUGAUCAAACAAUAAAGUCGAGCCAUGAUAGGCCUUCUGUGGAGAUUCCUAAGCCCACCACUAAUAUAACAGAACAAAGACCAAGCUACCAUAGAAAUUGUUCAGCUGAUAUAUUACCUGGUUGCAUUAAGUCAAUGUCCAUUCAUACUUCUGAGACUAUUUUGCACUCCUCCCCUAUUGAAAAUCUAAAAGAAUCACUUAAGCAAGUUGAUGCACCAGAAAUUCUUCAAUUAAAUGGGCACAAAAUCUUAGAAGCUGGUGGGGAGCAGGAAAAGAAAAUCUCUGAGCAGAGCAGCGUAAAGGAUAGUUCAGCAUCUGCAAAAUUUAGUGAUGGGACAAGUAGCUUAGCGAAGACUAGUGGAAGUGCUAAGAUCAGUGGCCGAGCUGACCUUUUUGAAAGUGGUAAGAGUAGCAUGUGCAGGGCAAGCACAAGUAGUGAUAUCAGUGAUGAGAGCUCAUGUAGCAGCUUCAGUAGCAGCAUUAACAAACCUCAUAAAUCAAAUGAUUCAAGAUGGGAAGCAAUUCAGGUUGUAAGGGCUAGAGAUGGGGUCCUUGGUUUAAGCCAUUUCAGACUUCUCAAGAAGUUAGGAUGUGGGGAUAUUGGGAGUGUAUACCUUUCAGAGUUGAGUGGUACAAAGUCCUACUUUGCUAUGAAGGUUAUGGACAAGGGUUCUUUGGCAAGUCGCAAAAAGCUGCUUCGAGCUCAGACAGAAAGGGAAAUACUGCAAACAUUGGACCAUCCUUUUCUUCCGACAUUAUAUACUCAUUUUGAGACUGAUAAGUUCUCUUGUUUGGUGAUGGAGUUCUGCCCCGGAGGAGAUCUACACACCCUUCGCCAGAGACAGCCAGCCAAGCAUUUUACGGAGCAAGCUGUGAAAUUCUAUGUGGCUGAGGUCCUCCUUGCCCUGGAAUACCUUCACAUGUUAGGCAUUAUCUACCGGGACCUCAAGCCUGAAAACGUUCUUGUUCGAGAAGAUGGCCACAUUAUGCUUUCAGACUUUGACCUCUCCCUUCGUUGUGCCGUGAACCCUACUGUUAUCAAAUCUUUUAAUCCCGAUCCAGAGUCCUCCAAGAAGAACACCAGCCAGGCUUACUGUGUUCAGCCCGCUUGCAUUGAGCCAUCAUGCAUUCAGCCUUCUUGUGUUGCUCCCACAACCUGCUUUGGCCCUCGCCUCUUCUCCUCCAAAUCAAAAAAGGAUCGAAAACCAAAGCUCGAAAUUGGAAACCAGGUCACUCCGCUCCCCGAGCUCAUAGCCGAGCCAACAGGUGCUAAAUCCAUGUCAUUCGUAGGCACCCACGAGUACUUGGCUCCCGAAAUCAUCAAGGGUGAGGGCCACGGAAGCGCUGUGGAUUGGUGGACCUUCGGCAUCUUUUUGUACGAGCUUUUGUUUGGUAAGACUCCUUUCAAGGGAUCAGGGAAUCGAGCGACAUUGUUCAACGUAGUUGGACAACCGUUACGGUUCCCUGAUUCUCCCAUGGUGAGCUUUUCCGCUCGCGAUUUAAUAAGGGGAUUGCUCGUGAAGGAGCCACAGCAUCGGCUUGCGUUCAAGCGUGGAGCGACUGAGAUUAAACAACAUCCGUUCUUUGACGGCGUGAACUGGGCAUUGAUACGAUGUGCGACACCACCUGAGAUCCCUAAACCCGUGGAGAUUGAACGUGCUCCAGUCUUGAUUGCUCAGGCGGGCGAAAAGGUUGUGGGUGAUGUCGAUCACAAAGGUUUGGAGACUUAUCUUGAAUUUGAUUUCUUUUAAGAUUUAUCAUCAAGGGCAGAGCACUAGAUUUUGUAGGAGGGGGGAUGACAGGAAAUUCUAUGUAGAUUAUUUUAAUGCUGCGUGAAAUAUGUUGUUUUUUUAGGAAGACUUCUCUCUAUUUCUGUUUGCACUUCUUACUGAAUGCUCAGAUAUUUCUGUUUGUUCACGGUUUAAAUUAAAAAGAUAUAUAUUAUUACUUAGCUUGGAAUG